Messenger RNA from Gracilinanus agilis (Agile Gracile Mouse Opossum), 1758 nucleotides. Its product is annotated as disco-interacting protein 2 homolog A-like. The transcript has 13 exons. The record is from RefSeq and is a predicted model, not a curated record. Gene Ontology annotation, cellular component: cell surface. Lineage: Eukaryota; Metazoa; Chordata; Mammalia; Didelphimorphia; Didelphidae. The annotation marks the transcript as partial.
GAAGGAGAGCCACUGCGGGCCGGUCACAGGCUCAUCCCGGGGGAGAAGGAGGCCUGGGAAAGGCCUGGAGGAAGCGGCUCGGCCCCCUUCGUCUUCCCCUCUAGUCUCGGCCCAGUGUCGGCCCGGCAGGACCAGCCGAGGCUCUCCGGAGCGCCCGGGCCGACCCGCUCUUCUCUGCUCUGCUCUUCUCUCCACCAGACGAUCCCGGUCACGGCGGGAGGCGCGCCCAUCUCGGAGCAGCCCUUCACGAGGACGGGAUUGCUGGGCUUCAUCGGGCCAGACCAGCUGGUGUUCGUCGUGGGGAAGCUGGAUGGGCUGAUGGUGGUCGGCCUUCGCCGGCACAGCGCGGAUGACGUGGUGGCCACCGCCCUGGCCGUGGAGCCGAUGAAGUUUGUCUAUAGAGGAAGAAUAGCCGUGUUCUCGGUGACGGUCUUACACGAUGACCGCAUCGUGCUGGUGGCCGAGCAGCGUCCGGACGCGUCGGAGGAGGACAGUUUCCAGUGGAUGAGCCGCGUCCUGCAGGCCAUCGACAGCAUCCAUCAGGUCGGCGUGUACUGCCUGGCCCUGGUCCCUGCCAACACUCUGCCCAAGGCCCCCCUCGGGGGGAUCCACAUCUCGGAGACCAAGCAGCGCUUCCUCGAGGGCGCUCUGCACCCCUGCAGCGUCCUGAUGUGCCCCCACACCUGUGUCACCAACCUCCCCAAGCCUCGCCAGAAGCAGCCAGACGUCGGGCCGGCCUCCAUGAUUGUGGGCAACCUCGUGGCUGGGAAGAGAAUCGCCCAGGCCUCGGGCAGAGACGUCACGCAGCUGGAGGACAAUGACCAGGCAAGAAAGUUUUUGUACCUGGCGGACGUGUUGCAGUGGCGGGCUCAGACCACCCCGGACCACCCUCUCUUCCUGCUGCUCAAUGCCAAGGGCACAGUCACCAGCACCGCCACCUGCGUCCAGCUGCACAAGAAGGCCGAGCGAGUAGCCGCUGCCCUGACCGAGAGGGGCCGCCUGAGCGUUGGAGACCAUGUGGCUUUGGUUUACCCUCCAGGUGUGGACCUCAUUGCCACCUUCUAUGGCUGUCUUUACGCUGGCUGCAUCCCCAUCACGGUCCGACCUCCUCACCCCCAGAAUCUUGCCACCACUCUGCCCACGGUCAAGAUGAUUGUGGAAGUCAGCAAGUCCACGUGUAUUCUUACAACCCAAGCAAUAAUGAAACUCCUUAAGUCCAAGGAAGCUGGCGCAGCCGUGGACGUGAAAACGUGGCCCACCAUCUUAGAUACAGAUGACCUCCCAAAGAAGAAGGUGGCGAGUGUGUUCCGGCCUCCCUCCCCGGAUAUGCUGGCCUACCUAGACUUCAGCGUCUCCACCACGGGCAUAUUGGCUGGAGUCAAGAUGUCGCACACGGCCACGAGUGCCUUAUGCCGCUCCAUCAAGCUUCAGUGCGAGCUCUACCCGUCCCGGCAGAUCGCCGUCUGCCUCGACCCCUACUGUGGCCUGGGCUUUGCCCUCUGGUGCUUGUGCAGUGUCUAUUCAGGACACCAGUCCCUCCUGGUCCCCCCGCUUGAGCUUGAAAACAACGUGUCCUUGUGGCUGUCGGCCGUGAGUCAGUACCGAGUUCGGGUCACCUUCUGUUCCUACUCCGUCAUGGAGAUGUGCACCAAAGGGCUGGGGACGCAGACCGACCUCCUCAGGGCUGCGGCCGGGCUCCCUGCGCUCACCUUGGCCGGAGACGGCGCAGGAGGGGCAGCUUCUUCCGCUCCUCGCUAG